GGACCGCGUGUGACCUACAUACUGCGGGUCUCUGGCUGAAGCUUGUGGUACCGGCUGGAGAGUCUAAGUGUGGGACGUAGGACUGCUUGCGAUGAGGCCUAGGGAGGGGGUGGCACCUCAGACCCCUUGCACCCUGCAUGUCUGCCUCCCCAGGGCCAUGAUGGCAGAAGUGGAGGCGGGGGGGGGGGCAGCUGUGGAGCUGCGAGGACUGUGCCCAGCUGCGUCCGAUGAGCUGCUCUUACUCUACUUUGAGAACCGCCGCCGCUCGGGCGGGGGGCCGGUGCUGGGCUGGCAGAGGCUCGGCGGCGGGGGCAUCCUGACCUUUAGAGACCCCACAGAUGCCGCAAGGGUCCUGGCCCAGGCAGGGCACCAGCUCCCAGGGGCCUGGCUGACUGUGUGGCCGGCCCCACCGCGUGCCCCCGCACGCCUGAUGCUCCAAGGCUUGCCUCCUGGCUCCGUGCCCCUGCCCGCUGAGCAGCACAUCCAGGCCCUGCUGGCUGCCGCAGGGCUCCAGGCUCUGCCCUGUCGCAUCCUCGCCAGUCCUCGGCCCGACCGGGCGCUGGUCCAGCUGUCCAGGCCCCUUUCUGCAGCAGAUGUCGGCUUGCCAGUGAAGCAGGCCCAGACGCUGUGGCUGGAUGGGGCUGCGGUGUUGCUGGCCCCGGUGCUCCAGGCCCGUGCAGUCCGUGUGCUAGAGGUUGGCGGCCCCGUGGACCAGCUGCUGCUGGAACUGUACCUGGCGAAUGAGCGGCACAGUGCUGGGGGCCCGCUUGAGGAUGUACGCCAACUGCCGCGGCUGGGUACCGUCAUCAGAUUCCAGCAGUCGCAGGUGGCUGAACGGGUGCUGCAGCGGAACCACUGGCUGCAGGGCUCCCAGUUGAACCGUCCCCACUAUGACGCCCUGGAGCCCGAGGACCUGGGGGCAGGGCACUGCCAGGCUGUGCUGGAACCUGGGCCCAGCGAACCCCCUCUACCGGAGGCUGCGGGGCCAGCCGGGCAGCUGACGGGCACAGAACCUGGCGCGGACGGCUCUGAGAAGCCCCCGGGGUUACCAGGGGCCUCCCUGAAGAUGGGUCCCCUGGGGUCUCCAGGCCCAGCUGGCCCUGUGGAGCCCCUGGGGGGGCUGCCCCAGAGGAAGGAGGACGUGGUGGAGAUUGUGGUGCCUGUGGACCCUGGGGCUCUGCGCUUCCUACAGCUCUACCAUGAGGACCUUCUUGGGGACCUGGGCGAUGUCACCCUGUUCCCACUGGAGGGGACUGAUGUAACUGGAUUUCAGCUCUGCGGAGCCCUGGCCCCAUGCCAGGCGGCUGAGGGGCUUCUGCAGAGCCUGGUGGGCAGCAUCGUGCUGCGCCUCAGCCACCCGGGCAGCGCCAGGUUCCUGCUGGGCCCCGAGGGCCAGCGCCUGCUUCGGGACUUCGAGGCUCGGUUCCAGUGUGUCCUGGGCACAGAGCGCCUGGCCGCGGCCACCCUGGACAUGGACCCUGAGCGGGCAGACCCCAUGGAAGCCCUGCAGACCCUCCCUUGCCAUGCCCAUGCCCUGGAGUCCCUGGAUGGCACAGGCUGUGACCGACAGAGCACUGGGCACCUCGAAGAGGUGCAGGAGCUGCUGGCCACCCUGGAGGGCCUGGAGAGGGAGGAGUGGCUGCCCCUGGAGACGGGGGGGGCGGGGGGGAGGAAGAGCGAGGAGCCCCCAGCUAGGAUCCCGGCAGGACGCGGGUGGCUGGAGGAGGCAGCAAAGCUACAGCUGGCCCUGCAGCAGUCGCUGGACGCUCAAGGCCAGGUGGGAGACCAGGAGGAAGCCGCGGUGCUGCAGAGGGCCCUGGCUCUUUCUCUGCUGGAGCAGCCAGAGGCAGAGGAGCCUGGCGGGAAGCUGGGGGCCGAGGCCCAGCUGGUGGUACAUGCAGCUUUCGAGCAGGACCUGGAGGAACUGGGCCAGGCACUGGAGGCUGCCAUGGAAGCCCAGCUCCACAAGGAGACUGUGGGGCUGGGGACCCGUGUGCUGUCCUUAGAGCUUUGUGCCCGCUUGGAGAGGUGCCAUGGCGUGCGUGUGAUGCUGUGUGAGCAGCGCGCCGUUAUCCGGGGCUUUGGGGCCCAGGCUGCCCGAGCAGCGCGCCACUUGGCUGUGCUGCUGGCCGAGCCUUGGGGCCCAUCUGUGAGUCUGCACCUCGAAGGGGAGAGGAGUGGUGACAGCAGAGAGGGGCCCCUGGGUCGGCUGGAGGGCGUGGCAGAGAGCACCCCGGAGUUCCAGGACACGGUGCGGGCCUUCUGUGACACCCUGGAUGCAGCCCACAGCAGGAUCAGCAUUGUCCGGGUGGAGCGCGCGUGGCACCCGCUGCUGUGGCAGCAGUACGAGCUGCAGCGCCAGCGCCUGAUGCAGCGUUGCCAGCGGCGCCCGGCCGAGCAGGUGCUGUACCAUGGCACGGCGGCGGCCGCGGUGCCCGAGAUCUGCGCCCACGGCUUCAACCGCAGCUUCUGCGGCCGCAACGGCACGCUGCAUGGCCAGGGCGUGUACUUCGCCACGCGCGCCUCCCUGUCCGUGCAGGACCGCUGCUCGCCCCCCGACGCCGACGGCCACAAGGCAGUGUUCGUGGCCAGGGUGCUGACCGGGGACUACGAGCUGGGCCACCCCAGCCUGCGCGCGCCGCCGCCGCGCGCCCCGGGCCACGGUCUGCUGCGCUACGACUGCGCGGUGGACUGCGUGCGCCAGCCCAGCAUCUUCGUCAUCUUCCACGACACGCAGGCGUUGCCUACACACCUCAUCACCUGCCGUCGCCACUCGUCCCCGUCUCUCUCAGGGCCCAGCCCCUGGCCACCUGACCAGCAGAGGUCAGCAGCGGCCAGCAGGACGGGGGGCCCGGCCACACCCCCGCGCCGCUGUGACGUUUCAAUAAACCUGUGCGGGAAGCCGGGGCCUUGCUGGGGUUGGGGCUCGCCGGCGCACCCGCCCCGGGGCGCAGGGGUGCGGGACCGGCCGGCCUGCCCACGGCGCCCUCAGGCCGCGCACGCUCGUCCCAGCUGCGUCUCCGGGCGGCCGGCCGCAGUUGGGCUGCAGCGGCCGAGCUUCCGCGAGGGAGUCACCAGGCAGGCACGUAGCUCCGCAGUGCGCGCGGGACGCGCGGCGUGCGGCAGUGCGGAGUGGGGUCGCGCGGGGGUCCGCGAGCGGGCGGCCGGAACUGGGGGUGCAGCGCGGCCCUGCGCCGUGGGGGACAGCCCCUCUCCGCGCGCACCCAAGACUGCGGAACUGCGCGGGCGGCGCCUGGGAUGUGGGUAG
Messenger RNA from Ochotona curzoniae (black-lipped pika), 3268 nucleotides. RefSeq names its product poly(ADP-ribose) polymerase family member 10 (gene PARP10). NCBI's taxonomy places the organism in Eukaryota, Metazoa, Chordata, Mammalia, Lagomorpha, Ochotonidae. Gene Ontology annotation, cellular component: cytoplasm; nucleus. Gene Ontology annotation, molecular function: transcription corepressor activity; NAD+ poly-ADP-ribosyltransferase activity. Gene Ontology annotation, biological process: negative regulation of gene expression. The record is from RefSeq and is a predicted model, not a curated record.